AUCCCCCGUAAACUUGCAUUAUUUAUCAAAACAAAUUUUAAAAUUCGUAAGUGUAAGUAAAUAUUUAUAUUUAAUUGAUUUCUGCGAUGAGAGGUGACAACGGGACUGCUGAAGAAAAUGAGCGGCUCUCUCAGCAGCAAGCAACUGAGACCCAGCAGACUGAUGAUGGAUAUCUGGAUGAAUCAACUCAUCUUGAGAAAAUGGGAGAUUACAAAUCAUACGCAAAGGGAUUGAUGGAUAUUGCUUUGAUUUCAGCCAAUGCAAACCAACUCCGGACUGCGCUUGAAUAUCCAGUUCCGUAUAGCACUAUCUUGGCCUCUAUGAUCGCUGUUUCGAUCCUCCUUCAAGUGAUCGCUACACUUCUUCUUGUGAUUGAAAGGAUGACCUGCAAGAAGCAUGACUAUGUCCGGUGUCACAAGUACAACCUGGCAAUCGCUAUCCUGGUUUGCUUUGUUAUCUUCAUCAACAUCUUCAUUACCGCCUUCGGAGUCCCGGGAAACAAUCCUAAAAGUUUUAAUUCCUCCUUGUAAUAUGUUUACUUGACACUACUUUCGGAGCUACUAAGGACCGCCAUCGGAGUCCUCGAAAUAAUUCUAACAGUUUUAAUUUCUCCUUGUAACAUAAUUACAUGGCACCGCCUGUGGAGUUCAUGCAAGUCAUCCAAAUUUUUAAAUUUUUCAUUUAAACUUGUCAAAGGCUUACCCAGCAACUCCAGCAGAGCUUAUUAAAACCUUUCGAAUGUUAUUAUUUUCUAAGUGUAUUAGGCUAACCUGGCUUGGAACAUCCCGAUACUAAGCUUUAAAUCUUGAAAAAAAAA
Molecule: messenger RNA, 817 nt
Organism: Eurytemora carolleeae
Lineage: Eukaryota; Metazoa; Arthropoda; Copepoda; Calanoida; Temoridae
Product: ninjurin-2-like
Exons: 5
Coding region: 87-530 (147 amino acids)
Biological process (GO): cell adhesion; tissue regeneration
Cellular component (GO): membrane
Source: RefSeq, a predicted model, not a curated record